AUGAACGCUACGGACCUUCUCGCAAAUACCCUCUCUGCCGAUGCCAAUACGCGUCAAGAUGCCACUCAAAAACUCGAGACAGCCGCUCGAGACAGCUAUCCUGAAUACAUGCUGAUGCUCUCAUCCGUUCUUGUAAACGAGAAUACACCCCUACACGUGCGUAACGCUGCAGGUCUCGCUUUGAAGAAUGCCCUGUCCGCUCGGGAAAGCGCACGGCAGUCUGAGUUUACUCAUAGGUGGCUUUCUCUUAACACCGAUACCAAGGCCAAGAUCAAACAGGAUGCCCUUAUCACUCUCGGCUCCGCACAGCAGAAGGCUGGUAACUUCGCAUCUCAGGUCGUCGCUGCUAUUGCUGCUGUAGAGCUCCCCGAAGGACAAUGGCCCGAUCUAAUUGAAAUUCUCCUUGGCUUUGUGAAUACUCAGCCAAACGCAAACCUCAAGAUCGCAACACUGCAAACCAUCGGUUUCAUUUGCGAGGCCAUUAAACCGGAGAUUUUGAGCCUUCGUUCCAAUGAGAUACUCACGGCUGUCAUCCAUGGAGCACGCAAAGAAGAGCCUUCACCAGAGGUUCAGUUAGCUGCGAUUCAUGCAUUGUACAACUCCCUUGAGUUUAUCCGCGAGAACUUCGAGAGAGAGGGCGAGAGGAACUACAUCAUGCAAGUUGUUUGUGAGGCCACACAAAAUCAGUCGGUAGCCGUUCAGGUUGCUUCCUUUGAGUGCCUCGUCCGAAUCAUGGGUCUCUACUACGAUAAGAUGGCUUUGUACAUGGAGCAAGCACUCUUCGGCUUGACUGUUGUUGGGAUGAAGCACGCCGACGAGCGAGUUGCCCUCCAGGCUGUUGAGUUCUGGUCGACAGUUUGCGAGGAGGAGGUUGACUUGGCUAUCGAGGCUCAGGAGGCUCAGGAAUACGGUGAGACACCGGAGACGGAAUCACGAUAUUUUGCCAAGAUUGCCCUUCCUGAGAUUGUCCCCGUCCUUUUGCUCCUGCUCACUAAACAGGAAGAGGAUGCGGAUGAUGAUGAGUGGAACGUCUCCAUGGCUGCUGGUACCUGCCUCUCCCUUCUCGCCGGCGCUGUGCAGGAUGCCAUCGUGCCAGCUGUUAUUCCUUUCAUCGAGGCGCACAUCAAGUCGGAAGAUUGGCACAAUCGUGAAGCUGCUGUCAUGACGUUUGGUUCAAUCCUCGAAGGCCCAGAUCCUGCCGUCCUCACGCCCCUUGUCAACCAAGCCUUACCGCUACUUAUCAACAUGAUGACAGAUGGCAAUAUUCAUGUCAAGGACACGACUGCUUGGACUCUAGGGAGAAUUUGUGAUCUCCUAAUUUCAACAAUCAAGCCUGAUAUUCAUCUCCACCCACUUAUCUCGGCUUUGGUCAAUGGCCUCACAGACAGCCCCCGUAUUGUGGCCAACUGCUGCUGGGCGCUGAUGAAUCUCGCCGACCAACUUGGCACGUACUAUGAGGAUGACGGAGCAGAGGUUGCUCAGAGUGGACCUCUGUCGCGAUACUACGAGGGCGUUGUGCAAGCAUUGCUCCGUGUUACGGAGAGCGGCGGCAAUGAGGCCAAUUACAGAACGGCUGCAUACGAAGCCAUCACAUCUUACCUUACCCAGGCAACACCCGACGCUAUCACUGUUGUGCAGAGCACCGUGGUCACAAUUUUGCAGCGGAUGGAACAUCUUUUGAACAUGCAGAACCAAAUUCUCGGGGUUGAUGACCGGAAUAACUGGAACGAGUUGCAAAGCAACUUCUGCUCUGUUGUCAUCUGUGUCAUUCGCAAACUCAACAAUGGCAUUCAGCCUCUUGCCGACCGCAUCAUGACUCUCAUUCUCCAGCUCAUCCAAGCAGCGGGUAAGACGUCAACUGUUCUUGAGGAUGCCUUCCUCGUAGUUGGAUCCCUUGCUUCGGCACUUGAGACCAACUUUGCGCCGUAUAUCUCAGCAUUUUUGCCAUUCCUAUACCCCGCUCUCAAAGCCCAUGAAGACACUCAACUCUGCACGGUCGCGGUCGGCAUCAUCGGCGACAUCUCCCGUGCUCUCGGAGACCAAAGUGCCCAAUAUGCUGGUCCCUUCAUGACCGUGCUGUUGGAGAACCUGCAGAGCGAGGUGCUGAACCGGAACGUCAAGAUCUCCAUUCUAUCCUGCUUUGGCGACAUUGCUCUGGCUAUUGGUCCGGCUUUCGAGCCAUAUUUGGACACGACGAUGGGUGUGUUGCGACAAGCUGGCGGUGUUGAACCUAAUCCUCUUGACUACGACCUCGUGGAUUAUGUUAGCCAGCUUCGUGAGGGCAUUCUUGAAGCAUACACUGGCAUCGUUACAGGCCUGAAGAAGACUGAAAAAGCAUCUCUUCUACUUCCCCACUCUCAGCACAUUCUAGAGUUGAUCCACCGCUGUCUAAGCGACGAAGAACGAACGGACUCGGUGAUGAGGUUAUCUUAUGGUCUUCUUGGUGAUCUAGCCGAUUCGUUCCCCGAUGGACAGCUUAAACAGCUUCUGCUUUCUCAAUGGGUUGUUGCUGAGCUCCGAUCCAAACACCGUAUGCCCCCUGAGACAAAGAAGACCAUGCGCUGGGCUCGCGAGAUGGUGAAAAGCGCCACGCAGUAGAGGAGCCCCAAUUCCUUUCAUUUUCUUGAUUUCCCCAGAUCCUCUCGUUCAUUUCUCUCUCUUCCCAUUCUUCUGCCUCUCAAUCAUCGCAUGCAUGCAAUCUACACUUUUCAGUCUUAG
This is a messenger RNA of Laccaria bicolor S238N-H82, 2718 nucleotides long. RefSeq lists its product as uncharacterized. Bases 1 to 2598 code for a protein of 865 amino acids. The record is from RefSeq and is a predicted model, not a curated record. Gene Ontology annotation, molecular function: small GTPase binding; nuclear import signal receptor activity. NCBI's taxonomy places the organism in Eukaryota, Fungi, Basidiomycota, Agaricomycetes, Agaricales, Hydnangiaceae. Gene Ontology annotation, biological process: protein import into nucleus. Gene Ontology annotation, cellular component: nucleus; cytoplasm. The transcript has 14 exons.